AUGACUCACUCAUCCUACUCCCAUGAGAACUUCCGAUCCCUCAGCAUCCUCGGCCUUAGCGUCAUCCAGACAUCCGUCUCGAUGAAACUGCUGACGAAGGAUCUCGAUGUGUCGGCCAAGGAGAUGAACAUCAAGAUAGCCGAGGUCUUCAAUGUGGAGGGUUGCACACUUGCCCCGCUGCCGGAUCGAGGUAGGGACUGGAGAAGCCACUCUCUCUUGCCUUUCUCUUCAAUUCCCGUCAGCCCCAAGCCACCGUCCUCCGUUGCCUCCUCAAGCUCCGAACACCCCUCACCUCCCUCCACCACAGAACCGUCUUCCCCGGCGAACAGCACCACAGAUUCGUCGUCGUCGUCAGAUCUCUCCCGCACUCGUCGCCGAUUCGAGUUCGCUGCAUCCGAACAGCUACCGCCCUCCCUCAGCCACCGAAGUCCGCCGCCGUCCUCCUUUUCCCUCAGUUCGAAGACAACGCAGGGAAAGGCAAAAUUCGGAUCUGAUUUGUCUUCGGAUCUGGUUUGUUUUGAUCGGACCCGAUUCCGAACUCAGUUGGAUCUGAUUUUCAGCCCGACGAUGGUGGUCCUUGCAGCUUCUAUCAUUAGCAAGACUGGCAAAGCACUUGUUUCGAGACAGUUUGUUGAUAUGUCCAGAAUAAGGAUAGAAGGACUGCUUGCAGCAUUUCCCAAGUUAGUGGGAACUGGAAAGCAACACACUUAUGUAGAGACUGAGAACGUUCGCUAUGUUUACCAACCAAUUGAACUACUUUAUCUGCUGCUUGUGACCAACAAACAAAGUAACAUUCUUGAAGACCUGGAUACACUGAGACUGCUAUCCAAACUGGCAGAAUUUCUCUAUGUGCAGGUGGUCCUUGCAGCUUCUAUCAUUAGCAAGACUGGCAAAGCACUUGUUUCGAGACAGUUUGUUGAUAUGUCCAGAAUAAGGAUAGAAGGACUGCUUGCAGCAUUUCCCAAGUUAGUGGGAACUGGAAAGCAACACACUUAUGUAGAGACUGAGAACGUUCGCUAUGUUUACCAACCAAUUGAACUACUUUAUCUGCUGCUUGUGACCAACAAACAAAGUAACAUUCUUGAAGACCUGGAUACACUGAGACUGCUAUCCAAACUGGUACCUGAAUAUGCACCCAGUUUAGAUGAAGAAGGUGUUUGCAAGAUGGCUUUUGAGCUGAUUUUUGCCUUUGAUGAAGCUAUUUCUCUUGGGCAUAAAGAAAAUGUGACAGUUGCGCAAGUUAAGCAGUACUGUGAAAUGGAAAGUCAUGAGGAAAGGUUGCAUAAACUGCUCAUGCAGAGCAAGAUAGAUGAAACUAAAGAUGUCAUGAAGCGGAAGGCUAGUGAGAUUGACAAAAGCAAGAUUGAGAAGAACAGAGGUGAUAAAGGAGGAUUUAUGGCUAUGUCAGGUCCGAGAAGAAUUGAAAGUAGUUUCAGUGACAUGAGUAUUUCUAGCAACAGCGGCGGUUUUGGAAGUGGUUCUGGCUUCGGAUUAAGCUCAGAUGUGGAAUCAUUCUCUAGCAAGUCUAAAGGUCGUCCACCUUCAACUGCGACAGCUCCCUCUAAAGGUCUUGGUAUGCAGCUUGGCAAGACACAAAAGACGAGUCAGUUAAUGAAUUCACUCAAAGCUGAAGGGGAAGUUAUUCUUGAGGAUGUGCCACCUGUUGCUUUGCAGUCCAGGUCAUCUCUUCCACUGACAGAUCCCAUUACAUUAACUAUUGAAGAAAGGCUCAAUGUUGUAGUUAGGAGAGAUGGUUUGGUACACACACACACACACACACACACACACAUUAAUUUGUAUAUGAUGUGCAUUUUUCAGAUCGAAAACCAAGAGAUGCCUGGUCUCAGCUUCAAGACUCAUCCUAACAUUAACAAAGAGUUGUUCAACAACAAUCAUAUAGUAGGCCUGAAGGAUCCAAACAGGCCUUUCCCCACUGGUCAAAAUGAUGUUAAUUUGAUCAAGUGGAGAAUCCAAGGCAUGAAUGAGGCCUCUUUGCCAUUGACUGUUAACUGCUGGCCCACUGUUUCUGGAAGUGAGACGUUUGUUAAUAUUGAAUAUGAAGCUUUUGAGACGUUUGACCUGCAAAAUGUUUUGAUAACUAUACCUCUUCCUGCAAGUCGAGAACCACCUAGUGUAAGGCAGAUAGAUGGAGAAUGGAGGUAUGAUGCAAGGAAUUCGACAUUGGAAUGGUCAAUCCUUCUCGUCGAUAAUACUAACCGGAGUGGAUCCAUGGAGUUUGUCGUGCCUCCUGCUGAUCCAUCUUCAUUCUUCCCCAUCGCAAUCAAGUUUACCGCGGCCAACACUUUCAGUGACGUAAAGGUUGGAAAUGUCAUACCGAUUAGAGGUGGUCCUCCUCCAAAGUAUGCUCAAAGGAUACAGCUGAUAGCAGACAAUUACGAGGUGGUUUGAGUUUAGAAGGGGAAAAUGGUUACCCAUUUGACAUUGGAUGUGGAUUUGAUUUAAGCUACGAGGGUUUUCCUUUUUUGUUCAGGAUGUGGAUCAUUAUGUUUCUUGCUGUUUCUUUUAGUUUUGGAAGAGUGGAAGAUAUACAUGGAAGUUUUUUAUGUGCUUAACGGAGUCUCAAUGUUCUGUUUGUUGCACACUUGUUGUGAGAUCCAUUAUUCUAUCUCAGAGUACGUCGACUUUACCACUC
Molecule: messenger RNA, 2653 nt
Organism: Asparagus officinalis (garden asparagus)
Lineage: Eukaryota; Viridiplantae; Streptophyta; Magnoliopsida; Asparagales; Asparagaceae
Product: coatomer subunit delta-1-like
Exons: 15
Coding region: 1-2409 (802 amino acids)
Biological process (GO): endoplasmic reticulum to Golgi vesicle-mediated transport; retrograde vesicle-mediated transport, Golgi to endoplasmic reticulum; Golgi localization
Cellular component (GO): cytosol; COPI vesicle coat
Source: RefSeq, a predicted model, not a curated record